AUGCACGCGAUGCUUACCAACAGCAUUCGGGCCACAGCGAGGGCGUCUCGCUCUCCCUUGAGUGGCGCUUCUCAGGCAACUCGAUCGCUGGCCACAGUCUCGGACUCGCCCGUCCAGCAUGGUGCCUCUGGAUCCAACAGCCACAAGGUCGUCGUCAUUGGAGGUGGCUCAGCUGGUAUGGCUGUCAGUCACCAACUCGCUCGAUCCGGUGGAUUCGCUCAGGACGACAUCGCCAUCGUUGACCCCUCGGAAUGGCACCACUACCAGCCCGGCUGGACGCUCGUCGGAGGCGGUCUCAAGGACAAGCGCGACCUCCGUCGACCCCUCGCGUCGCUCCUUGACCCUCAACUCAAGCACUACGCCUCCGCCGUCGACUCCUUCGCGCCAGAGCAGAACCAGAUCACACUGGCCAACGGUGACAAGAUUGCCUACGAACAGCUCGUCGUAGUUCCCGGUCUCAGCAUCAACUACAAAGCCAUCAAAGGUCUGCCAGAAGCGCUUGCCGACUCGUCUUCUCUCGUCUCGACCAUCUACGGCUACGACACAUGCGACAAGGUCUUCGACACCAUCUCAAAGCUCAAGUCCGGAAAAGCCAUCUUCACGCAGCCUGCGGGCGUGAUCAAGUGUGCCGGUGCUCCUCAGAAGGCCAUGUGGCUGGCGCUGGAUCACUGGAAGAAGGCGGGUCUCUACAACCCUGCUGAUCCCGCCAACUCGCCCAUCUCGAUCGACUUUGCCACGGGUCUUCCCGUCAUGUUUGGCGUGCCCAAGUACAGCGAGCGUCUCAACGAGCUUCGUCAGCAGCGCGGCGUCGAGGGGCUCUUCCAGCACGACCUCGUCGCCAUCGAGGGUAAUGAGGCGGUGUUCGCUCGACCCGACGGCGCCGAGCAGGUGCGAAAGCAGUUCGAUCUGCUCCACGUCACUCCGAAGAUGGGGCCCUUGGCUGUAAUCAAGGAGAGCCCGCUGGCCGAUGGAGCUGGUUUCGUCGAUGUGGACCAGGAGACGACGCGUCACAAGCGAUUCGACAACGUGUGGAGUAUCGGCGAUGCAUCGUCUCUGCCCACGUCCAAGACGGCUGCAGCCAUCACGGCGGAAACGCCGGUGCUGGUGCGCAACCUCACACAGAGCAUGCAGGGUAAGGAGCUGGACGCGGCGUACGACGGAUACACCUCGUGCCCGCUGCUCACCGAGUACGGCAAGGUGAUGCUGGCCGAGUUCAAGUACGGCGGUCAGCCUAAGGAGACGUUUGGCAGCCUGUUUGGCAUCGAUCAGGGUGUGCCCAGGACAGCGUUCUACCACUUGAAGAAGGACUUCUUCCCUUGGGUCUACUACAACUCGUACGUCAAGGGCACGUGGGGUGGGCCUAAAGGCUUCUCCUUCGCAGCCGCACCGCUGAGUCCUGAGGCUGUUGCUGGCAAGCGCACCUUCUCCUCGUCAUCCCGAGCUCAGCUUCCUGGCUCUCGACGUGGGUUUGCAACAUCGAGCGUCGGUCUGCGCAACACGCCCGCUCGCCGACCGCGCGACCCGCUCGAUGCCUCCCCCGACGCCACACGCCACACGCUCCCCUCGGGCGAGACCUUCAUCGUCCGCCCGCCUCCCUCCGCCACUCCCUCCAGCUCGACCAUCUACCAACCCCAACCUCUCCUCAACGCUGUUCCCUCCACGCCCUCCUCCAGCCUCCCAGCCGCUCUGCGACCCAACACGCGCUCUCCCGCCACCCAGAGCACCAUCACCCCCGAGCAGAUCGCCACCAUCCAGCAGCUGCGCGCCAAAGACCCCAUCACAUACACCAAAUCGCGUCUCGCCAAGGAGUUCAACUGCAGCCCGCUGUUCGUCUCCAUCGUCGCUCCCCUGCCCAAGGCGGUGAAGCAGGCCAAGAAGCAGCAGGACGAGCUGAAGAAGCAGAGCUGGGGGUUGAACAAGCGCGUUGCCCGAGCCGAGCGCGAGGAGCGUCGCUUGCUGUGGUGA
Messenger RNA from Kalmanozyma brasiliensis GHG001, 1965 nucleotides. RefSeq names its product Ribosomal protein L20, mitochondrial. NCBI's taxonomy places the organism in Eukaryota, Fungi, Basidiomycota, Ustilaginomycetes, Ustilaginales. Gene Ontology annotation, molecular function: FAD binding; sulfide:quinone oxidoreductase activity. The record is from RefSeq and is a predicted model, not a curated record. The coding region runs from base 1 to 1965 and encodes 654 amino acids. The transcript has a single exon. Gene Ontology annotation, cellular component: mitochondrion.